AUGAAUAGGUUUGAUCUUGUCUCUUCGAUUACUUGGCCUGAAGAGGCGCAAAUUUCACAGCGUACCAACAAGUAUCGAGCUUUAAUAUUAGUACAAAAUUUGUUCUACAAUGCUGGUAUCGCAACUAGCUUUUGUUAUGUUAUCGCUGCAAUGGUGUUGCAGCCUCUUUUACAAACUCAGACCGAUCAACGAACUCAACUAAGCGCAGCAUGUCUGCUGAAAGCUCGUAAAAUGGUCAGUUUCUUGGAAUCGAGGUUGAUGGGGACUUCUGCAAGUGUGUUGGGUCACAACGAGAAAAUCGAUGCUUUAAGCUCCAAAACGACUAUUGAACGUUGUACGCAGACCGAAGAGUCCGAACAUUCCGUGCCAGACGGCCAGGAAGCUUCUGGCUGGACCAGAAUUGCAGCCAGGUUGCGGUACACUUGUAGCAUGCUAGACAACUUUUCAGAUGAGCAUUCUGAUCAGGACGACCAGAGUAUGUUCUUGCCCUUGCGCUUUCAAACACAGUCCUUGAAUUCGUGUCUGUUGGGACUCGAUGCUCGCGAUAAUGAUGCCGAAACCGCGACGAGAGAAGGUAUUAAGGACAUCCGUGAUAUGAAAGGCUGGAUCAUAAAUGGUAAGGCUAGUUAA
Lachancea meyersii CBS 8951 is the source of this 630-nucleotide messenger RNA. The record is from the annotation of a GenBank genome assembly. Lineage: Eukaryota; Fungi; Ascomycota; Saccharomycetes; Saccharomycetales; Saccharomycetaceae.